Trematomus bernacchii (emerald rockcod) is the source of this 2702-nucleotide messenger RNA. Its product is annotated as unconventional myosin-Ic-like. Gene Ontology annotation, biological process: vesicle transport along actin filament; actin filament organization. The record is from RefSeq and is a predicted model, not a curated record. Lineage: Eukaryota; Metazoa; Chordata; Actinopteri; Perciformes; Nototheniidae. Gene Ontology annotation, cellular component: cytoplasm; actin cytoskeleton; microvillus. Gene Ontology annotation, molecular function: microfilament motor activity; actin filament binding; ATP binding.
GGAGACACGGGAAAGAUGAUGGAGUUGAGGAUCCUGCUGAUCCCUACGGGGGAAAUCAUCCUUUCUCCGGGGAAGAACGGAGAGAACUACUGCCACGGCUGCAAGGUGGUGGCCAGUGACGGGGUUCGGGCGAUGAUGGAGUCCGCCCUGACAGCCAGAGACCGGGUGGGGGUGUCCGACUUUGUUCUCCUGGAGAACUUCACGAGCGAAGCCUCGUUCAUCGAGAACCUCCGAAAACGCUUCAAAGAAAACCUCAUCUACACGUACAUCGGGUCGGUGCUGGUGUCCGUUAAUCCUUACAAAGACCUGGAGAUCUACACCAAGAACCACAUGGAGCGAUACCGCGGAGUCAACUUCUACGAGGUGUCUCCACACAUUUAUGCGGUGGGGGAUAACGCGUACCGCUCCAUGAGGACGGAGAGGAAGGACCAGUGCAUCCUGAUCUCUGGAGAGAGCGGCGCCGGGAAGACCGAGGCAUCCAAAAAGAUCCUGCAGUAUUACGCCGUCACCUGUCCGGUCAGCGACCAGGUGCAGACCGUCAAGGACCGGCUGCUGCAGUCCAACCCUGUGCUGGAGGUCAGGAAACACUCAUUAUCUGUUCUCUACUACUGCUACUGCUACAGCGUGGCGACGCUGGUCAAACAUCUGGGAUACAAACCUGAGGAGUACAAAAUGGGGAGAUCCAAAAUCUUCAUCCGCUUCCCGAAGACGUUGUUUGCGACUGAAGACGCUCUGGAGACCAGGAAGCACAGUCUGGCCACCAAGCUGCAGGCCGGAUGGAGAGGAUACAGCCAGAAGACCAAGUUCCAGAAACUCAGAACCUCAGCUGUUAAGGUGCAGGCGUGGUGGAGAGGGAUCCUGGCCCGGAGGAGAGCGCAGCGCCGCAGACAGGCGGCUGAUACCAUCCGCAGGUUCAUCAAAGGCUUCAUCUACCGCCACAGGGAGCGAUGUCCAGAAAACGAGUAUUUCCUGGAUUACGUUCGUUACUCGUUCCUCAUGAAUCUGCGCAGAAACCUGCCCAAAAACGUCCUGGAUAAGAGCUGGCCGACUCCUCCUGUUGCUCUCUCUGAUGCCUCAGAGCAGCUGCGUAAGCUGUGUAUGCAGAACAUGGUGUGGAGCUACUGCAAGAAGAUCAGCCCAGAGUGGAAGCACCAGAUGGAGCAGAAGAUGAUCGCCAGUGAACUCUUUAAAGACAAGAAGGACAACUAUCCUCAGAGCGUUCCCAAACUCUUCGUCAGCACCAGACUCAACGGAGAGGACCUUAACCCCAAAGUGCUGCAGGCUCUGGGCAGCGAGAAGAUGAAGUAUGCGGUUCCCGUCACAAAGUACGACCGUAGAGGAUAUAAACCUCGACCCCGGCAGCUGCUGCUCACUUCAAACUGCGCCGUCAUCGUGGAGGAAGGAAAACUCAAACAACGCAUCGAGUACGAAGCGCUGAAAGGUCAGAGCGUCAGCUCCCUCAGUGACGGCGUGUUCGUGCACGUGCCCAGUGAGGACAACAAGCAGAAGGGAGACGUGGUUCUGCAGAGCGAUCAUGUGAUCGAGACUUUGACCAAAAUCGCGAUCUGUUCGGACAAAAUAAACAGCAUCAACAUCAUCCAGGGCAGUGUGGCUCAGGGGAAGGAGGGGAUCAUCGACUUCACGCCUGGAUCAGAACUCCUGGUGGCCAAAGCCAAGAAUGGACACCUGUCUGUGACGGCUCCCAGACUGAACUCCAGAUGAUGACACACACACACACACACACACACACCCCUCCUCCAAUCAGACGCCAGCUGUCACUACAGGUGGGAAUGGUGCUUCCCAAUACAGAAAAGACAAAAAAAAAAUACAAAUCCAGCAACUAAUUUGAUAUAUUAGUUUAUAUAUUAUAUUUUUGGGGCGUUAAUACUGUUGCUGUUUGAAUAUUUUCUGAUUUUAUAUACGAGCCAAGGGAAUAACAAAUAUUGCGGUGCGUUUUCUCGCACCGCAUGUUUAAUGUGCUUUAUUUUUGGGAACUUGACCAAGAAAACAAUGAGGGAAGGGUAUUUGGAGAAUAAGAGGAGAAGUCGUCGAUGAAAACCAGGGUUCGUUUCUUGCCUCAAAUGAAACUUUAUUUACUUUCAACUUUUCUAACUGGGGGUUGUUUUUGAAGGUGGGCAGAGUAGAGGGUCGGGGAUUGAAGGGAUCCUUGUGUUUUGAAUAAGAGAUUCUGUGGGAUUCACUACAAGAAACUGAAGAGUAAAAGCAUGUGAGAGACGGCGAGAGGAAGGUGAACAGGAAGCUGAAAGACGUGCCUUUCCAUCUUUUCUUUGACUAAUUUAUUCGAUAUUAACGGAUGAAAACCAUGACACUCAACGUGAGAAUGAGUCGAGUUCAGUUUAGAUAAAUACCCUGAAUUUUUCCCCCAUUUCCUCCCUGAUUUGCCUCCCCCCCCCUCACCUGAGACUGAACUGCUCUGAUGUUUUUACUUAAAAUUAAUAUUCAAUAUCUUUCUCUGUAUUUGAAAAGCAUUUAUACCAAAAAGUGCGACUAAAACUCAAUUUAAAGCCACAUUAUGUCGGGGAUAGAUGAGAUAUAUUCUGAUUUGUGAUUUGUGCAGACAAUCAAUUAUCAUGAUAUUUUUUGACCAAAUGAGUCAAUAUUGAAAUGCCAAAAACAUGUACGCAAUGUGAUUUUUGAUGAUCUGUAAUGUUUUUUUUUUUUUUUUUUAGGAAAUCUGUGUU